This is a messenger RNA of Miscanthus lutarioriparius, 969 nucleotides long. The record is from the annotation of a GenBank genome assembly. NCBI's taxonomy places the organism in Eukaryota, Viridiplantae, Streptophyta, Magnoliopsida, Poales, Poaceae.
AUGGCGUGCUCACUUCCACUCCCGCUCCACGCCCCCCUCUCCUCGUCGCCUCGUAUCCUCUCCUACCUCCCCGCGCCCAGAACCCUCCCUCUGUUCCGUCGAGGGCCUAGGGUUCCGCGCCACCGCCCCCCGUCCCCGCCUCGCGCGCUCCCGGAUGUUGCUGCGGGGGCCGUGGCGGGCAUUCGGGACGCGCUCGCCGACGCCUUCUUGACGUCGCCGCCGACGUGGCGGUCCGCCGCAGCCAGCAACCUCGCCGUCUUUGUCGCCGGAUCGCCGGUGCUCCUCUCGGGCCUCUCCGCCUCCGGUUUCGCCGCCGCCUAUCUCCUGGGCACCCUGACGUGGCGCGCGUUCGGGGCCCCGGGUUUCCUCCUCGUUGUCGCCUAUUUCGUUGUGGGCACAGUGGUUACUAAGUUGAGGAUAAGACAGAAGGAAGCUCUGGGAGUAGCAGAGAAAAGAGGUGGAAGAAGAGGACCUGGAAGUGUUAUUGGUUCUAGCGCUGCCGGUUGUGUUUGUGCCCUACUAUCAAUAUAUCAUGCUGGUGGUACAGCGUCCUCUGAGCUCUGGAGACUGGGCUUUGUUGCUAGUUUCUGUACUAAACUAAGUGAUACAGUUUCAAGUGAAAUAGGGAAGGCUUUUGGAAGAACAACUUACCUGGUGACAACAUUAAAGAUUGUUCCUAGAGGUACAGAAGGUGCAAUCAGUAUUGAGGGUACUAUUUCUGGAAUUCUAGCGGCUGUGUUUCUUGCAGGUGUUGGUUAUCUUCUUGGGCAGGUGGAUGUAUCACAAGUUGCGGUAUGCGUUCUUGCCUCUCAGAUUGCAAAUUAUGUUGAGAGCUAUAUUGGGGCGACUUUACAAGACAAGGAAGGUUUUGAAUGGCUGAAUAACGAUAUUGUCAAUGUACUGAAUAUCUCCAUUGGUGCCAUAUUGGCUCUUCUAACGCAGCAGCUGCUCGUGAAUUGGAGAUCUUAA